AUGGCGACUUCUUCGACGAUAAAUCCUUCUACCUCGACGUCCCCUUCUCCUUGUCCGACAGAACCAGAAGCAUCUUCGACGAUAAAUCCUUCUACCUCGACGUCCCCUUCUCCUGGUCCGACAGAAGCAUCUUCGACGACAAAUCCUUCUACCUCGACGUCCCCUUCUCCUGCUCCGACAGAAGCAUCUUCGUCUUCCAGCUGCAGUAGUACCUUCCAUUCUUACCUUCUGCUGCACAAUGUUGGAAAGAAGCAGAAUUUUGGGCAGCUUCUACGCUCAGCCAUGGCUUUUGGCGUGUCGGAAGUUGGUGUCGUAGGUGCCAAGCGAAUUGCGGACCUCUCCUUGUUCGGUAACCAAGGGACUACAGGUCACUGCAAUUUUCGGUUUUUCGAUUCGUUGGCUGAUGCACAACGCUACUACCACAAGCCAAGCGCAGAAGGUGGUCCGGGUGCGGAUAUCUGCGGGAUUGAAAUCUCGAACGAAAGUAGAGCGAUCUUGGAAGUGGUCGAAGAAGAUGCUUCUAGAAGGGAAGAUGGUGGAGCUGAUCAAAGUGAUGGACCUAAGGCAAGUGCUGGAGCUAAUCAAAGUGAUGGAGCUGCUACUUCAUCAACGAGGGAUUUAGACUCUUUCAAUCUUCUCACGUGUCGUACUCCUUUCCGGAAGUCAACUUGCUUCAUGCUCGGCAACGAAGGUGCGGGAAUGAGCGUGCAACAACUCCGGAUCUGCGAUUUCCUUGUCCACAUCCCACAAUAUUCAGCUGCAACAGCCUCGCUCAAUGUCGCAGUCGCUGGUAGCAUUGUUUUGCACCACUUUGCGCUGUUUGCUAGGUUUCAACCGCACACAAUCUGUGGCGAGAAAUUCGAGGUUGCCGCACCACGAUCGAAGGUGGAGAGGUUUCAGAACCCAAAUGAAAACGAGCGGGAAGAGAUUGAAAGGAAAAGAUUGGCGAGAAAGAAGCAAACAGAACAAGAUUGCGGGGAGGAAGUAGGCGAAGAGGAGUUUGAUCUUGAUGUUGCAAAUGAAGACAUGAAUGAACAAGCAAGAACUCUUUGUAGGAAAGGCGGGGCGUGAGGCUCUUUCUCUAGCUUUUGCACUUCGUGAUUCUGCUAAGUAGGAAAAAUGAAAGUGCGCCCUUUAUAAUUCGCCCCCAAAGACCUAAGACCAUGAGCUACAAGUGCCCAGCACCAUGACUUUGCGCUGCCCAUUUCUGAACGAAUACAACCUUUAAUGCACUCGUCGACGAC
Amoebophrya sp. A25 is the source of this 1244-nucleotide messenger RNA. The record is from the annotation of a GenBank genome assembly. Lineage: Eukaryota; Dinophyceae; Syndiniales; Amoebophryaceae.